AUGCAAAUCUUUGUCAAGACACUGACGGGAAAGACCAUCACUCUCGAAAAUGUGAAAGCUAAGAUCCAGGACAAAGAGGGUAUCCCUCCGGAUCAGCAGCGUCUUAUCUUUGCCGGGAAGCAGCUCGAGGAUGGUCGUACUCUUUCCGACUAUAAUAUUCAGAAGGAGUCAACACUUCAUCUCGUCUUGAGACUACGAGGUGGCAUGCAAAUCUUUGUCAAGACACUGACGGGAAAGACCAUCACUCUCGAAGUUGAGCCAAGCGACUCAAUCGAGAAUGUGAAAGCUAAGAUCCAGGACAAAGAGGGUAUCCCUCCGGAUCAGCAGCGUCUUAUCUUUGCCGGGAAGCAGCUCGAGGAUGGUCGUACUCUUUCCGACUAUAAUAUUCAGAAGGAGUCAACUCUUCAUCUUGUUUUGAGACUGCGCGUUGUCUACGUCUUGGUUUUACAACAGGGUACCUUGUGGUCAUGA
This is a messenger RNA of Mesocestoides corti, 471 nucleotides long. The record is from the annotation of a GenBank genome assembly. NCBI's taxonomy places the organism in Eukaryota, Metazoa, Platyhelminthes, Cestoda, Cyclophyllidea, Mesocestoididae.